Oncorhynchus kisutch (coho salmon) is the source of this 6222-nucleotide messenger RNA. RefSeq names its product tetratricopeptide repeat protein 39C. Gene Ontology annotation, biological process: otolith morphogenesis; cilium assembly. The record is from RefSeq and is a predicted model, not a curated record. The transcript is spliced from 14 exons. Bases 385 to 2136 code for a protein of 583 amino acids. Gene Ontology annotation, molecular function: protein binding. Lineage: Eukaryota; Metazoa; Chordata; Actinopteri; Salmoniformes; Salmonidae.
AUGCUCAUUGGCUAGUCCCUGUCGACAAGAAAAAUAUGAUCGCGCAGCGUUUCUAUUUCGGCACGUACCCCGACCCAGAGAAACACGGACAUACAAAAGGGUGAAGAAAACGAUGUGACUCAACGGUAUUGUUGUACCGCAAACACUUUUUGCUAGAAUUAAAGUAUUAUUUAUAAGAACAUGAAAUAGCCGUUGUUAGUUCGAAGUGGGUGGUGCUAGCAGGCUACUGUACAGCAGUUGCAACGAGACGAGGUGCAGUGCACACCUCCCCCACAAGUCUAGCCGCUGUCACUUCCAUUUCACCGGUGUGUUUUGGUUCGAUAGGCGGUGCGCGCUGACAAUUUGUCAAUCCGUUGUCGACACUAAAUAGACGGGUUGUGAUCGAUGGCGAAACCAGAACCAGCCCAGCAACAUGUGGAGGAGAAAGCGGAGCAGAUUGACGACGCAGAGUUGGCAUUUAAAGGAAUAAACAUGCUGCUCAACAACGGAUUCAAGGAGAGCGACGAUCUGUUCAGAAAAUACAGGACCCACAGUCCACUGAUGAGUUUCGGAGCCAGUUUUGUCAGCUUUCUGAAUGCCAUGAUGACGUUUGAGGAGGAGAAGAUGCAGAUGGCCUUUGAUGACCUCCGAGCCACUGAGAGACUGUGUGAGAGCGACAACACUGGGGUCAUAGAGACCAUCAAAAAAAAGAUCAGGAGGAGUGACUCCCAGAGGUCAGGGGUGGCAAUAGUAGACCGUCUCCAGAGACAGAUCAUUGUGGCAGACUGCCAGGUGUACCUCGCUGUCCUCUCUUUCAUCAAACAGGAACUCUCAUCAUACAUCAGAGGAGGCUGGAUCCUCCGCAAAGCCUGGAAGAUGUACAACAAGUGUUAUAGCGACAUCAGCCAGCUGCAGGAUUGCAGCAAGAGGAGGUCCUCCGACCAGCAAGGGUCUCCCUCUCCAUCCACUGAACAGGCCAACUGCAACCACGCCACGCCCCCAACCCAGAUGACCAAUGGGGUGAGCCCGGAGGCCCUGGAGAGGCUCAAGGGCUCGGUCAGUUUUGGCUACGGCCUGUUCCACCUGUGCAUCUCCAUGGUACCGCCACACCUGCUGAAGAUCGUCAACCUUCUGGGUUUCCCUGGCGACCGCCACCAGGGGCUGUCCGCCCUUACGUAUGCCAGUGAAAGUAAGGACAUGAAGGCCCCCCUAGCUACGUUGGCCCUCUUGUGGUACUAUACGGUAGUGCAACCCUUUUUUGCCCUGGACGGCUCAGACACACAGGCCGGCCUGAUGGAGGCUAAGGCUAUCCUCCAGAGGAAGGAGCCUGUAUACCCUAACUCCUCCCUCUUCUUGUUCUUCAAGGGCAGGGUGCAGCGCCUGGAGUGCCAGAUCAACAGUGCCUUGAUGUCCUUCCAAAAUGCCUUGGAGCUGGCUACAGACCAGAGGGAGAUCCAGCAUGUGUGUUUGUAUGAAAUAGGGUGGUGCAGUAUGAUCGAGCUGAGGUACAGUGACGCCUACAGGGCCUUUCAGCGUCUGGCAACUGAGUCACGCUGGUCCCAGUGCUACUACGCCUACCUAACUGGAGUGUCCCAAGGAGCAUCAGGAGAUCUGGAGGGGGCUGCCGUUGUCUUCAAGGAUGUGCAUACGCUUCUGAAACGGAAGAACAAUCAGAUAGAACAGUUCUCUAUGAAGAGGGCAGAGAGACUAAGGAAACACUCCCCAUCCAGAGAGCUGUGUGUCCUGGCUGUGAUCGAGGUACUUUACCUGUGGAAGGCUCUGCCGAACUGCUGCACCUCUAAGCUACAGAUCAUGAGCCAAGUUCUGCAGGAACUAGAUGACGUCUCAAUUGCUGGCCUGAAAAACCUGCUUCUUGGUGACAUACACAGAUGUCUCGGCAACAUAAAAGACGCCAUUGAGUGCUUCCAUCUGGCUGCCAGAGAUGAGGUGGGUCGUCAGAACAACUCCUAUGUGCAGCCCUACUCCUGCUACGAGUUGGGCUGUGUUUUACUGGACAGCCCUGAGUCUGAAGCGAAGGGCAGAGAUCUGAUGCUUCAGGCCAAGGAUGACUUUGCUGGCUAUGACUUUGAGAACAGGCUCCAUGUACGCAUCCACUCAGCUCUGGCUUCCAUGAGGAAGGAGGUGGCCCCACCUUGACUACUGCCCCAUUCCUCCACCAUACAUCCACCCUAGCUCUGCGUUGAGGGUAGAAGGAUCUGGAAACAACUCCAGAUGCCAUCUUGAUCUUCACUGUGAUGGUUCACUGCAAUGUGUUUGUUUCAGUUGACUUAUGUUUGUAUAAUGAAUGUGCCAUCAAGUUUGUAAUGCGUAGUUUACAGUAAAUCUCCUGGAGGGAUAGUGCAGACUACUGGAGUGUAAUCAUGUGUGUUUCAACCAGAUCAAAUAUGUACAGUAGUUGCUGCUGGGAGGCAAAUGUAACUCUUUUUACCAAGGAAAAAUAUAUUGGGGGAAAAUCUGUCAGUGAGACAGCAGGUAGUCUAAUGGUUAAGAGUGUUGGGCCAGUAACUGAAAGGUUUCUGGUUCAAAUCCCUGUGCCGACUAUGUGAAACAUCUGUCGACAUGCCCUUGAGCAAGGCUUUAACCCAAUUGCUCCUGUACGUCGCAUUGGAUACGAGCGUCUGCUAAAUGGCUAAAAUGUGAAUAGUACAAUAAUAUCUUUCUCCCAAAAGAUAUGAAAGGGUUCUGAUUGAAAACUCUGUAUGCCACUUCAUUAUAAAGCAGUGAACUUGUGCCAUAGAAACCCUACUGUCUAGGUUUCUGCCAGAUGACCUCAAAGUCCUGUUGCCCUUACAGUAGUAAACAAUCUGAAUGCACAAUCCCUGUGCUACUACUCAUCACCUGGCCAUUGUCACUGUAAAUUGACCUUAGGUUAUAGACAUUGUGAAUCCAUUAAAGAUGGUAAUAUAAGCAGAUUUCCUCAAACAUGUUACAACGUUGUUACUUAAAAAAAAAAAAUGUUUUUACUGGUUUUAAUAACAGGUCUAUUGACAUUGAAAGGGAAAACCCCUAUUCAUAUCACUGUAAAUAUACUUUAAUACUAUAGAUAUGGUACUAGCUAAAUGACAUUGUCCUUUUGGCACUCACUUAUGUGUACUUGUAUUUGCUGGAGACUGGUUUUCCUUUGUUGCUGUGUUUUUUAUGUAUAAGAUCAUGUGUUAAAACAAUACAUCUCUUAAAUCUAUGGCCAUUUUAUUUCCAUAAUGUGUUUUAAGAUGCAUGUAGUCUCAUGAUUGAUUUAUUUGUUAGGGACUACAUCUCAAUUAACAUUUCUGUAAAUGGCAGAUUUGGCUAGUUUUCAUCUGUAGCUUAGUUCUUUGGCAGUUAGUGAUUUUUUUUAAAUAUAUUUUUUUAUCACUAAGAGGCUUUAAAAGAAUAGAAGCAAUACAUUUUAAUUAGUUAUGAAAUAAUGAUUGACUGGUGUUCAGGCAGGCCUUCAGGUGCUUUAGCGUUGAAAGUUAAAUCAACCCUUGCCAAAAGUGAUAGAACUGUCCAUAUUAUUUGAUAUGAUAACUUGGCAGGUAACCUAUAUCUGAUAUGCCUCGUUUAAAACAACUGGUAACUCAUUAGCAGUUAAAUGCCUCAUCCGCGGAGAGUGUUGAAUAUUCAGACGGGAUUCAAGGAUUUGAUUGAGGGAAUGAGCAAGGCUGUGGUCAAGUUGCAACCAGAAACUAUUCCUGCCUUCACAGCGGUCUUCUUCAGAGACGGUAGGCUAUUCUGUGCUUGAAUUCUAGUAGACCACAGUAGUCUGAUGCAUGUAACACUUCGAAACAUAUGAUUAUUGACCUAAUCACUUUGCAUUGUUUCACAGAGAAACCAAGCAUGCCUAUUGAUGAUCUUUUGAAACAAUGAGAGCCUUUGGGGCCCUGAAUUCUAAGUAACUUUUUCUCAUCAGCUGUCAUGCUGCUUGUUGUUGUUGGUGGUGUUAUUGUUUAUCAAAACGGGUCAAUCAAUUAUAAUUAUAUCACGGUUGGAUUUCCAAACUGGCAUGCAGGGUAUGUGUCCCAAGCAAAAUCAGUUCCUUUUAGUUUCAUCUUGUAAAUCAUAAUCUGCUUUUAAUGCUGCCCCUGGGGAUGGGUUAAAUGUGGGAGACACAUUUUGGUUGAAUGCAUUCAGUUGUGCAUCUGACAAGGUAUCCCCUUUCCAGUCUACAUGAACAAGAAUAAGGCUGUAAAAACGAAGUACAGUUGUGUUCCAGGCUGAUCCCCAAUUGGCUGAGAACACAGUCCCUGUUAAUCUGAUUUGUCCCUCUCCUUCUGCAAUGAGAGUGGAAAUCCAAUCUUCCAUGCUGGCUUGUCCCCCUACUGUUGCAACUGUGGAGACACAAUCCUCCAAUCUGAUUUGUCCUUCUGUGGUCACAGUGGAAACCGAAUUGGCCAAUAUGCUAUCUCCCUACUGCAGUGACUGAUGACAUCAUGGCCCAUGUUUUUGUGUGCCUUCCUGUUGUGUCACUAGAGGAGACAAGCAUCCCCAGUGUGCAGCUCCCACAGCCCGCUACUGCCUUAACAGAGGAAACUCAGUCCCAGUCUGCUCCACCAUGCCUACCCACCUUCACGCCCACAGGAGACACCAGAACCUCCUUCCUAGUCUACCUUUCACUGCCUGCUCCAGAGCUGGCCAACACCCCCAGUCUGGUGUGCCAACUGUGCCUGGGACCAGAGGGAAAGAGCCUCCCUUUCCUGUCUGUCCCUAUGACCUCAGCCGACAUUCCCAGGGCCCCAAGUCUUGUAGCUUCCAGCCCGGCUCCAGCUCAGACUGCGGCUUCGGCUGCUGUUUCAGAGAUACCAAGGACCCCAUGUUUUGUGACCAACCUCCCUGGAGUGACAGAUAUCCCCAGAGCAACGAGUUAUGUAGCAGCUGGAGCUCAGGUGCUAGCCCAGGAGCCACUGAUGGCCCCCAGCUAUGUUGCUAAUACCGCUGGAGUCCAGGAGUCACCGAGCAGGAGCCUUAUUAAGGGCCCCUGUUUGGUGUGCCGUCCCUUCUCCCUGUAUCCCCAGGGAGCGCCUGGGAUUGGCCACAGUACCCACUCCCCAGGGUAAUGACAGCCUGCUGCUGCAGAGACACAGGACAUGGCUCUGCCCAACCAUGGACUGCAGACUAACUUCAUGCCCCAGUGUUUUCACAGGCCCAGUGAGACAUUUCAGUGCGUUCAUUUAAUGUUCAAAUCAUUGCACUGUCAGUAGAUUUUAGUUGUAAAGUAUAUUGUAAAAGAAAUCUGAGCUAUACAUUUGUUGGUUCAUAUCUGUACACGUGAUUCAUCUAUAGGUUUUACCUUAAUAUUUCAGACAUGAUAUACUGGGGGAUAUUUGUGAGACUUCCAUCAUGUCUUAUGGUUUCUCUCUUUCCCUGUCUAUCUCCUCAGGCAUGUGUAGCAGCCUCAGUGGGACCAGCAGCCACUGGCACCUCUUCCACCUGACUGGGUCUGAGUCCCAGUGCAGGAUGGGUGGCAUGAUCUGCCCCUACCAGACCUCCAAGACCAUGAUGCACUAUAACUCCCUGGGGCAGAACAUCCCCAUGUACUAGGACUGUGGCCAGUACUCUGGCAUCUGCUGCCAUCCCACUCCUUGUCCCACGGCAGCCUGCAAACCGACCACAUGGCUGAGCCCCAUUGCCCUGCUCACAAACUGGGCACCUCAGCCCCAAUCGUGCUACUCUGACCCAGUCUUCCACCUCCCCCAGCAGUACCGCCUGGGGGAAAUCCCCUUCCAGGUGAGGCAGCAGACCCAGGGGCUGCAGCAGCGCCACAGCUCCCUGCUCUUAUGUGGGCACCAGGAGGAACUCAAAGGGUGGGCUCCUCACGCUGGGUCCCUGUCACCAACGUGGGACCGAACCAGGGAGGGUUACAGCAGAAGGACAGCAUCCGCAGAUGUGAAUCGCUUCACAACAAAGGAUCAGCCACACACUCCAACAACAAUCAAGAUAGAUAAAUGUGUUGCCGCUAUGAAAUGUAUGGUUGUUAUUUUUUGUUUAUAUAUUGAUGAAUUUCAUCCAUGACUACCACGUAUGUAGGAACAUAAACUUAUGGUAUUAGAAGUGGUUGAAGAAGCUGUGUUAUGAUGUUGUUAUAUAUGGACUCUUUUUUUUUCUUGCCACAGGCUGUUAGGAACUACAAUCCCCAGAGCAACCAAUCCUGUCUUUACAUGAGAAGGACCUACUUUUUGUAGUUGCCAAGAUGGUAAUACUCAAUAAAGAUAUUUAAUUCCUGCAUUGCAUGAAUUAUCUGUA